AUGGAAUCAACACAUGCCACCACGGCAGCCUGGGAGACCGAGGACGAGAUGAGCGUGCCCACCUCGUCAGCAACCCUCACGACACCCAUGGAAGCCAAACCACCGUCAAGGGGCUCGAGGCCGUCUUCUCGGAGCUCAAGGCGCUCUAGGCGCUCGGUGACCCCGCCUGGGAGGAUCACCAAGUCACCACCGCCGAUGCCCGGCAGCGAUAAGACAGACAAGAGCGACAGAGUCGUCAGAGACCUUGCGACUGACGAGAAGAUCAGUAUCCUGGACCCACGCCGGUUUACGCCUACCCUACAUGCUAAUCUGGUCGCCGAGAUCCUGUCCCUGAAGCGCGACCAGGAUGAGAAAUUGAAGGUGAUAGAGGGUCUGGAAGCUACGCUGCAGUCGGCGCGGGAUGAAGGAGACAACCUCGAGACAAGCCUCCUCAACACGUCCAAGGAGAACAGGUCCCUCAAACGGCAGUUGGCCCUGCUGGAGGGAGGCACUUCAUCCGCCCUCGGAGAGUUGGCCCGUGAGCGAGACGAAGCCGUCGACGCUGCCGCCGAGACCAGAAGAAGGCUUGAGACGGCACAGAAGAAAUUAAAGGCGCAAGAAGACGACUCAGAAAGAACGAACGACCUGUGGGCCAAGGACAAAGAUGCGUGGGAAGAAGAUAGACGGAAGACGGAUCGCAAGAUCCACGUCCUUGAGACCCGACUCAAGAUGGUGCUGGAAGAGAUGGCAGAGUACCAGGCGGCUGCCUUGAACGACCAGGCGGUGCCGGAAGAGGACGCUGAGGACAGAGCUAGAGACAGUGAUGCCGGCAGCAUCCGCUCCAUGAACGUCAGGGAGAGCCUGCGGUUUUCUCUGCUGCAGAAGGCCAAUGGGCACUCCCUUGCGGACGAACUCGACUUUGACGACGACUCGGAUUACCAGACGGAUGCGAACGGCCGAGACAGCGUCAUGUCGAACUAUAGACAUGCCCGCAGUGGCUCCCGUGCCAGCGUUCUGUCCAGAUCCCAUCACCGCCACAACAGCAACGACAGCCUGGUCAGGUCAGGCAGCGUUGCGCGCGUUCGUUUCCAGCCGCAAUCGCAGUUAGAUGAUCUAACAAAUGAUGUGAUUCAGGAGGACGACGAGGUGCAGAGACCCGUAACCCCCAAGGUCAGCUACACGGAUACAGGAAUCCAGUACUCCCCUUCACCGUCGCCCAAGAUUUCUCCCGUCAAAGCUCCCACUCCUCCUGCCCAAGAGCCGAUGGUACAGGCCUUGGCGGCAAAAUGGGAGAAGCACUAUGAGGAGGGCAACAACGAGGCAAACCAGAGGAGGAAGAGGACCAGUAUCGCGAAGCCCCUGGCCAUCCAGCCACCGGCUCCCCAGAAGCUGAUGGUGUCUGCCGCGGCACAGACAUCAGAUGUUCCGUUGACCCCACCAAAGACACCGAAAUCCCCAACCCAGGAGCAACAGCCGAAGCUGAGCUCAAAAGAGGCAGCUGUCAUGGUUUCUGCCGGAACGCAGACAGACGCUCCCGUGCCUCCACGGCCUGCAACACCGCCGACGCCUUCUCUGGCCAUCCCGAGUAUCGCCAUACACCCUCCGACAAGCCGACCCAGCUCGCCCAAGCAGUCUCGACUGCCUCAGCUCUCGAGAGACUUUGCGUGCCAGGUCUCGCUCUGGGAUGUUCCUAUGACCUCGAUCGGUAUCCAAACGGAAGAGAUCCGGAUCGACCAGCGACUGGACAGGCUACCACCCCAUCUACACCCCUCUGCAAUCACCUCGAGACCUACAUCUCCCGCUGCCGAAUCACAGGCUUCUACUGUCCACGCGGAGGCACAGUUUACUCCUGUCCCUGGGAACGUUCCACCACGUAAUCCCCGGAGGCUCACUACCCAGAGAAGCUUCGGCGACUCAGCUCCCUCGCCUCGAGACUCACUGGACCAGGAGGCCAAGAGUCCUACUACCAGCACCCUCUCUCAUCCGCACAAGUCCACCUCGCGGAAGACGCAUCGUAUCAGCAAUAUGUUUGCCGACCACAUCGAUGCCAGCUCAGCUGACGAGAUGGACGAUUUUGGCCUGAGUGAUUCCGAGUUCAGAACAGCUCUGUCGGCUCCACGUGCUGUCAAGUCCCCUGAACCUGGCCGGGCGACACCAGUCUCGGCACCGACCUCUCCUGAGGAGAGCGUCGCAAGGCCUGUGUCGGGCUCGAGAAGUCCUGUGGAGCCACUUGAACCCACCAGUGCCUUCACUCGCUACAAGCUGUCCGGUAACCAGGGCGUUGCCAUGCCUCAGCGCGAGUCCUCUACGAAGGUCAGCCUUCGGGCCUCUUCCAUGGCGAGCAGUAUGAAGUCUGGAGGCAUGAGGAAGGCUGCCAUGAUACAAAAUGGCAUCAACACCCACCAGGAGGAUGCAGCAGACCCGCCCUUUCCCAUCCCCACGAGGGCCAGUUCCCGACAGCCUGUGUUCAGCGCAGGUGGGCGCAGUGCUGAUGACCGCAGCCCGACGAGGAGAGAUCCGUGGCACAGAAAGGGCACACGGACGACGCACUACCGUACAAACAGUGUCCGGAAGAGCAGAUCGGCAGUGGCUGGUCAGGGCAGAAGUAGGAGGAAGAACAGCAGGUCGCCCUCGUUCUCUCCGACUGUGCCCCAGACGCCCACAGUCCCUUCUGUGACACAAAACACCCAUGAACUCGUCACACCUAGGAAUGAGCGCCCUCAGGGAAGAGGACAUCGUCACCAGAACUCGGGCACCACAGCGACCACCGAGGCGACUGGCUUCCGGUCCAACGAAGGGUCACAGGCCGCAAAUGGUGUGGUGGAUGCGAUUGCCCAGACCAUGGUGGGCGAGUGGAUGUUCAAGUAUGUCCGGCGGAGGAAGUCGUUUGGUAUGUCGGCCGACACCAGCAGCAAGGACGACUCCAGCAACGACCGGCACAGGCGCUGGGUCUGGUUGGCACCGUAUGAGAGAGCGAUCCUGUGGAGCAGCAAGCAGCCUUCUAGCGGAAGUGCACUGCUGGGCAAGUCUGGUCGGAAGCUCACCAUCCAAUCCGUACUUGAUGUCAAAGAUGACAACCCUGCGCCCAAGGGUCAACUUGCUGUCUUCAACCGGUCUAUCCUCAUCCUCACGCCGCAGAGGGCUCUCAAGUUCACCGCAGUCAAUGCCGAGAGGCACUACCUCUGGCUGACAGCACUCUCGUUCCUGGCACACUCGCAGCAGGACGUACCUGAGAUACCCACAACGGUGCCGAAGCAUGCCCCCGAGUACGAGCUGCCUCCUGAGCAGAACAAGGUACGACGGCCACGGAUCCGCGACUCGAUCCGCCUGGCCAAGAGCCAGAACCCUAUACUGGGCCACAAAAACGCACCUUCUCGGUCCUCUGGCGGGGUGAGCUCGACCAUCGAGUCGCGGUCAAGCUACUCGCACCCUUCGAUCCCCGAAACUAGCAGCUAUAGCAACAACAACAACAACAACGUGGCACUGCAGCACGAGCGCGACUGUUCUGGAGACGCCGCCAUACCGCCAGCGAUCCCUCGAUUCGGAAGGGACCAGGUCCCGCCCCUGCAAACUGGGUUCCACGGCCGGAAGCGCAGCAACACGGGCGGACGCGUACCACCUCCGCUGUCUUUCCGCGGCUUCGGAGGUAGCCCGACGUACGCGCACAACCCCAACAACAACAGCCAGUCGACCAACACAGGCUCGAGCGACGUGUAUUACGGCGGCAACGGGCCGAGGUCGGCCGAGAUGGCCGGCGAGUGGAGCGGUCGCAACAGCGAGGCAUCCUCGUGGCGAGACUCUGUGGCGGGUGGCGGCGGAGGCGGCAACCUCUUCGAGGCCAUCGGCACGGUGCGCAUGGAGGCCUUCAUCAGCCCGCUCGCAUACAGCCGAUACGAGAGCGACGGCCAGCUGGACUACCCCGACCCGCUCGAGGACAGCAGGAUGCGGGCGCGUAAGAGGACCAAGGAGAUAAGGCGACAGAAAAGCCGAUCGAGGAGCAGGAGCCGUAACAGGGAGACUUUUGCCCGCGGAGGCGUCGGUGGGUGGAAGGACGAGUAUUGGGGCUACAGCAGGCACAGGACGGUGGGUGAGGAGAGCAGCGUGAGCGGGAGCGGAAGGGGCAACCCCUUUGAGGGUUUCUGA
This is a messenger RNA of Cryphonectria parasitica EP155, 4122 nucleotides long. RefSeq lists its product as uncharacterized. The record is from RefSeq and is a predicted model, not a curated record. Gene Ontology annotation, molecular function: tubulin binding; phospholipid binding. NCBI's taxonomy places the organism in Eukaryota, Fungi, Ascomycota, Sordariomycetes, Diaporthales, Cryphonectriaceae. Gene Ontology annotation, cellular component: mitochondrion; cell cortex. The transcript is spliced from 3 exons. Gene Ontology annotation, biological process: maintenance of protein location in cell cortex; microtubule cytoskeleton organization; establishment of mitochondrion localization. Bases 1 to 4122 code for a protein of 1373 amino acids.